This is a messenger RNA of Electrophorus electricus (electric eel), 1573 nucleotides long. Lineage: Eukaryota; Metazoa; Chordata; Actinopteri; Gymnotiformes; Gymnotidae. The record is from RefSeq and is a predicted model, not a curated record.
GGUGCAAAUAAAAUCAGCCUGGGACAGCUGCGAAUCGCUUCAGCACAAAUGUCUUCUAACUCUCAGAAUUAGUCAUCCUGGCUCAUCACAGUGGUUUUGUGCGGCUGUUAAAUGCCAUGUAUCAUACCAGAAAGGCGCACAAUAUAUGCGUACUUCCUGUAGGAAGAGAAACCGAUAACUAAAAUGGCGUUUUCAGAUAAUCAACUGGAAAAGGCCCCUGUGCAGUGCGAGAAGGAUGACAAGUUUCCCAUACCAUGCCAGGACAACUCAUUUGGGUUCAGCGGCUGUGUCAUCUCUGAGAAUAUUUCCAUGCCGUUGAGGAGGUGUACACCGUUUUUGACUAACAGCAGAGGACAGUCCUCCCCCAGGACAUCCUAUGAAAACCCGGUCAUUCACGGGGACACUGUGAACAUGUACACACCACCUAGUCACAUGCUGGACGGUACUGGAGUGGAGCCCUCCGGUCAGCAGAGUGUCCCUCCACAAGUCCUCUCGCACGAGAACACACUCCCCCUUCAGUCUCGUGACAGUCACACUUUCACUGACGGAAACGUUUCAAUGUUGUUUUGUCUAGGCGGAUCUUCAGAAGCCAUGACAGUGGGUGGUGUGGGACACUACAGGUCUCAGCAGGUGGAGAGCUUGUUGGAGGAAGAAGAUAUGAAUAAGUAUCUGAAGGGAAAAAAGAAAAAAGCACAAACACGAAGACAAAAAUCCCAUCAGAUCCUCCGAAAAAUAACACACUAGCGUCUGACUGACAAAGACUGGAUUGUUUUUUCUUUUUGCACCAUUUUCAAAAACAUUAAUAUACUUUUUGUAAUUCAAGAAACAGUAUAAUUAGAAACACACUAGUCUAAUGUUUCUUGGUUUAAACACUUAACAGUAAAAUAUUUGAUUUAUUUAUGUUCAUUUUAAUUAAAUUGAAAGCUAAUUAAUAAACAUUUGUAACAUAUUGACCCCAUCACACCUAGAACAGUAUUACUGUAGAAUUGUGAUAUUCCUCUUUGAUUAUAAACUGGCAUUUAUAUGAACGUGUAUAGAGGUUACUGUCAGUAAAGUAGUGCAGCAUACUAGGACUACAGUUGUUCUUGCGUGCUGGCACUGGACCACUACAACAGCGUUCAUACUGGCUGGCGCACUGUGCCAAUAUACAGCACAUACACGACAGACGUAAAAAAAAAUUAUAGAUUUUAAAGAGUUUAAAUCUUAAUUAUGAUUAUUUCCGCCACAUGGCUGUCAGACUCUCUACGUAUCUACGUGUGGGCGGAGCUUCAGUGGCUGAGACUACGUCACUAAAACGUGUUCGCCCAGUUUAUGUUCCAGUGGAUUUGUUGCAAGUUGUAUAAAAUUCUGUAUUACUUUUAGUGCACAAUUUUAAUUAAUCAUGCAACCUUCAAGUCAGGGUACGCAGUCUAAAAUCCAGCCCUAGUUCAUAGCCUAGUUCUAAUUUUAAAUAUAAGUUACUUUUAGUAUUACACAAUUUGGCGUUAUUAUUUUUAGUAAUUACAUAAAUCAUUCGAAGCAUUAAUAUCAGUUUAAUUUCACAACCUUUGAAUAAAUAGCCAGUUUUUGUCUA